AUGCCCAUCGACGAGUGGCAUAGCGCCGAAAAAAGAAAAUCCGCGAAUCCAUCACAAUGGAAACGGAAUGUAAUAAAGAAGUCUAUUGCUACUGGAAAGAGCUAUUUAAACUAUAAAGGCCGUGAAAUAGGCGAAAGAAAAACUGGACCGGAUUGUUGUUGUAAGAAGUAUAAGUGUUUUGUUCAAAUUAAUGAAGAAGAUAGGAAACUAAUAUUGGAAAAUUUUAAUAAAUUGGAAGAAACCUAUGUGCAAAACGUAUACUUAGGCGGUUUAAUUAAAACUGAGAAUGUUGAAAGGGAAAGAUCUAAAACUGGUACGGGGAAGAAACGGAGUUGUUCAUACAAAUAUUAUAUUAAAUUAGGAAAUAGAAAUAUACAAAUUUGCAGAAAUGGCUUUGCAUCUAUCCAUGGAAUAUCCAAAAAGCGUGUAGACAAUGUUGCUAAAGAGUAUCGGGAUCCUACUGUAACUACACCAGCUCAGUCUAGUCGUGAAAAACAUCAAAAUAGACCAAAUCGUAUUCCAAGUGAAUGA
Parnassius apollo (apollo) is the source of this 531-nucleotide messenger RNA. The record is from the annotation of a GenBank genome assembly. Lineage: Eukaryota; Metazoa; Arthropoda; Insecta; Lepidoptera; Papilionidae.